Messenger RNA from Aureobasidium vineae, 1584 nucleotides. The record is from the annotation of a GenBank genome assembly. NCBI's taxonomy places the organism in Eukaryota, Fungi, Ascomycota, Dothideomycetes, Dothideales, Saccotheciaceae.
AUGUCCGAGCAAGACCCUCCCAAGGAUACCGAUGCCGAGCUAGAAGCCUUCAGACGACAAUGGCGUGCCGAAGUCCAGUCACGAAACAAGCAAUCCACAUCAGAACAAUCCCAUCCGAAGACCCAUCACAAGCAUACCCAUCCCUCGUCCUCUGCUCCGAAGCCCAGACCGCAACACCACAAACACGACGAACAUGAUGCCGACGAAGAAGACGUUGCCUCGCAGGUACACUACGACUUGCCAGACAAAGAAGCCGAGCUACGUCUGGAUGCACACGAACAAGCUCUCGCGAGAGGUGCCUUGACGAAAGAGCCCAAAUCUGCCCUCGACCAUUAUGAAAAGGCCGUCGAGAAAGAGACCAUGGGAAGCUUGGGUGACAGUGUAGCCCUCUACCGCACUGCCUUCAAGAUGGACGACCGCGUACAUGAAAAAUACAAGAACAAGCACUUUCCCCCGUCGGCCUUUCCGCCAAAGCCAAAGGUCCCAGCACAACAACCCAUCCCGUCCAAUGCAAGUCAGACUGUGCCAGGAACUGCCCACCACUCGUCCCACGGUCUACCACCGACUCUGACCGAGCUGGUGGACCAGUUUUCUCACCUCUCUAUCCCUGGCGCACCAGCUCCUACAGAUGCCGAUCCUCCACCGCCGUGUCCUAUCGCAGAGCUUCCCGGCGAGAUCCUAUCCGAGAUUCUGACCUACGCCGCUAUCAAUGAUCUGGCUUCUCUCGCCAAAGUCUCUCUUGUCUGCAAGAGAUUCGCCUACAUCGUCAUGACGGACGAAUCUAUCUGGAAGCGUGUCGCCCAAGGCUCAGAGUUUGGCUUCGGAGGCAUGUACUACAACUACGCAUGCAACCUCAAAGGUGAACCCCUCGAACCAGAACUCGAAGACGACCCAGCCUAUCUUUCCGAAGGACUAGACCAAGAUUCAGACUCUGAAGCCCAACUUACAAUACUUCCGCGCCCCUCCAAAACCACGCCAGAAAUCGACAAUGAGUUGCUGCAUUCUUCCUACUCUUCUUCCUGGCGUCAAAUGUUCCGCUCUCGUCCCCGUCUACGCUUCAAUGGCUGCUACAUCAGCACGGUGAAUUACCAGCGACCUGGUGCAACAAAUACUUCCUCUUCCACCUGGGGCACACCAAUCCUCAUUGUGACUUACUUCCGCUACCUUCGCUUUUUCCGCGACGGCACUUGCAUCUCCCUCCUGACAACCACCGAGCCUAUUGAUGUAGUCCACCACCUGACCAAGGAAAACAUGCGUUCCUAUGCCACUGGCUCACUUCUGCCAAACAGUGUCAUGAGAGACGCUCUACGAGGGCGUUGGCGUCUGAGCGGCCCCGGCAACGACCCAACCUCCGAAACAGAAGGAGACGUACAUAUAGAGACUGACGGCGUGAUACCCAAAUACAUGUGGAAGAUGCAAUUCGGUCUGGGCUCUAGAGGAAAGAAGAGCGCGGGAGGAAACAAGUUGUCCUGGAAAGGCUUUUGGAGCUACAAUCGCUUGACGGACGAUUGGGGUGAGUUUGGAUUAAAGAACGAUAAAGCAUUCUUAUUUAGCAGGGUCAGAGGAUAUGGCAUGGGGUACUAG